UCUUAUCACUUCGUUUUGAGUGUUCGUGAUCAACUCUAAUGACCAACACAAAUAACAACUGAAAAACGAAAUCACCCCACCAUCCACAUAAUAUAAUAAUACGAUACCAUAGGUUUGAGGAAACCUAGCCAACUAUAACAUCGUGACCCACCACCACUCUGCGAUACUGCGUACACUUGAGGUCUCACAAAUUAAAAUCGAAAAGGAUUUAGCGGGUCGGAACAGCGACGACGGGUGCCGCUGAUAUCUUUUUCAGGACAACUCAACGCACACCAUACGAUAUCGCUCUUCUUCUCACUCUUGAUUUAAUAGUGAUCGGGAUCUAUUCCUUUGUGUUCAAGGUAAGAAAUAGUUCACGUGACGUGAUAAGAUUUGUAUUUUAUUGUUCAAUUUCCAAUUGUGGGUCGAAUUGUUGCCGUGUUUAUAGUGUGAGAGUUCAACACAGCACAACACAGCACAACAAAACACAACGAAACAGAAACUCUUUUUCUCUAUCGUAGUCUACACUAAAACCGGAGUACACUUCGAUUUCAUCUGUCUAAAGUUCUGCAGAUUGUCCCACACCCCACACACCCAACCACAACUCUAUUGUGAUCUCCGAUCAUUAUUGAUCCCCGGCAAUCUCAUCGAUUUUUAAUUUUUAUUCUUUGCCACAAACAACUCCUCUAUGAAAUAAAAUAAUAUGGUAUCGAAAUGAAUUGAAAGAAGGGCAACCGAAUCAAAUUGAACUUGCCCGGAACAUCCAAGCAAAUGAUUUUUCUCCUUGAUAAACUAUACACAAAAGUACAUCCGCACAAAACAAGACAAUAAAAAGACAAAACAUAACAACACGAAACAAUACAAUAUCCGCCAUGCCCAUCGGAAGAGGAUUGCCCACCCGAAAGUCGGCCCCGGGCAAAGCGAAGUCAUCUUUGUCCGCUGCUACUACCGGGAGCCGAAGGAGAAGCCGUGGCCUUCCGCUUACGGGUGGCGGGGCGUCUUCUUCCGAGGCGGCUUCGAGCGCGAGAUCUUCGUCGCCAUCGUUGUCCAACUCGCGAUCGAGAUCUCCCUCGUCGGCUCGGCCUUCUGCGGCGUCCUCGUCGUCGCUGUCAUCGAAGAAGAAAAAGAAGAGCACUUCCAAAGCCGGUGGCAGCAGCCACAGCAACAGCAGUGCGAGUAGCAAGGGAGCAAGAAACCCCGUCAAGACAGAACCGGGCCUAUCGUCCUCGUCGAGCCAAAGGCAGAGGCAAACAGCGCAAGAAGAGCACGACACGCAAGCCCACCAAUUACAGGUUCUGGAGGCAAAAUUGGACAAGAAAAGUGCAGUCAAAUUUAGCGGUGGCAAUCGACGAACCCAAGGAUCGUCUUCGAAUGUUUGGGCCGUCAAACUGAUUGUCAAUGGCAAGGUCUUUGACAAUAAUCAUAGCAGUGUCAAUCGCAGAGCAAACUUUUCUAUCGGACGAAAUGGUGGAGAUGAAACGUCGACUUCGUUGUUAUCUCGAGCGAAUCAAAAGGAGGACGAAUAUCAUGACGAUGAAGAAGAACAGCAACAAAAUCUACAAGAACAGGAACCAUAUCGCCCGAGACGAUUUCGCGAUGUUUCUUCAGAUCAGUCCAACAGCUCCGAAUCACUUUCAAAACACAAGGGCAAGGAUGGGAAUUUCCAUUACUGCAACAUAUGCGGAGAGGUUGGAGACGUGGUGUGCUGCGAUGGUUGUCCACACGUGUACCACCCGCAGUGUCUCCCGGCAGAUUCGGAAUCCUUUGCUGCUCUAGAUACGCAACACGACGAUGAUCCUUGGUAUUGUCCGGACUGUUUUUCUAGCAAGAAGAAGAGAAAGAGAAAGGGCUCCAUUAGUAAUAGUGGUGCCAACAGUAGAGGUGGAGCUGGAAGCGAAACCAUGUCACCAUACCGGCAGCAACGACCCAAGCGCAAGUGCUCCUACGACGCCGAUGCCUUUGUGCAAGAUGAUAGCAGCGACGAAAGUGACAACAGGAAAAAUAAAUAUGGUAAAGAUGGAUUAUUGCUAGAUGAGGACGGCGAUCCUGUCGCGGUGGACAUCGCCGAGGACGAUGCCUACGACGAGGAAGACGCAGAAAUCAGCGAGGCCAUGGAAUCUCCAUCCUCCACCACUUCCUACCCCAAAUCAAAAAUCUCAACGCCCUCUAAAAGCAGCCGUGGAUCGAGCACUUCGGGCAAGACGACAGCCCCCAAGAACAGCUCAUCACCAUCGCUGUCUUCGUCUGGUGUCUUGUCGUCUGCAUCCAAGAAGAAAUCCAACAGCAAUAAGAAACAGAAAACCACCGGCGCCACCAGCAGGAGCCGGUCCGCCAGUCCGGUCCGCUCACGUGCGGCUUCACCAACGCUGUCUUCCCGCAUCGAAUCUUCCAGUAGUGAUAUGAAGAAAAAAGACAAGAAGAAAAAGAAAAAGAAGAGAAAGAAGGAACAUUCCGAUGGAACUGCCAGAUCUAAUUCUGGCGGGAGUCGUGCCGACGGAAACGACCGAAAAACGAGGAACGACAAGAGCGAUGGCGAGAGGGGUGGUGGAAUGUUAUCCCACGUAUUGAACAACAAUGCUUCUGGAUUGGUCAAAGCCGUCCCAGCGUUCUACUUUUUCUUGAAUGAAAAUCGUAACAAAAUCGAUCGCAACUUGUCUCGCAAGCACAGAUAUUUCAACCGUCUGCCCAAGGCGAAUAUGGAACGGAACCAGUUGAUUGCGAAAGAAGGAAUUAUAAUGUGGGGAAAACUUAGCGACCUGGAAGUGAAACGAUACAUUGAUAUCUCGAUGAAAGAUUUCGAACGUCGCAUUAUGGAAUGGAAAGAAGCGAAAAUUCUUCGGAGCAUGUUUUUGGCGGCAGAGGGCGACGGCGGCGACGCUUCUAGCGGAGAACAGCAGCAGCAACAGUCACGAGAGGUCGAUCGUAACUUGUUGCUAGAAGACGAACGAUUAACUCGAGAAAAUCAUCAGCGAUUGUAUCUCGGAACCACGGUCGGUUAUAAACCAUACAAACCCGACUUGGAAGAAAGCAACAAUCGAAUAUUGUUAGAAUUGCUGCAAGACACGAGAUUUCACCCUCUGCCAAUGAUUCAAUCCAAUCGGCCGGCGCAAGAAUAUGGAGAAAUGGACUUUGAUCGGAUCACCAUUCCCUACUUUGAUGUCAAUGGCCCAGUAUCUACCUGCUUGGGAGACGAAUGUCUAGGAUGUGCUCGUGGGUGGAACCAUUUUUGCAACGUAUUGAAACGAAAAAUUCCUGCCGUUGCCCGAAGGGCAAAAUUGCAGCCUCCACUUAGUUCCCUUGUUGCGACUAGAAUAGGACUGGGAUUAAAGAAUCCCCUGCUUACCGAAGAUAACCAAGACGAAGAGAACGGAGGAGAGAAGAAAAACGGGGCUUCUCCGAUCAGGAACAUCAACGGCGGGAUUAAGAAGAGCAGUGACGAAAACGUGGAAACCUUCACCGCAAGGGAUAUUCCCAGUGCAGCAGCUGCAAAAGCUCUUCCACAUUAUCCUUGGGAAUCACUUACAGCUCCAACAGAAAGAGCUGACGAUGUGGUAAGAUUCGUCGAAGAAGCUGUUUGCAUGAAAAUUCCGGAACCUCAUAGGCCCAGGGGAGGCGACUACGACAGCGAUGGGUUCGACGAGAAUAAAAAGAAGGCACAUUUCAGCCCUACAAACAAAACAAUUAGAUUCAAUCUACCUCUUAGAAAGGAGCGGAGGCGGCGUUUGGAUGAUUUCGGUAAUAGUUCUGUUGCUGAAGACGAGGAUAACGAAGAAAUUACGGUGAACAAAUGCGGACGCUGUCGAACUAUCAUUGAAGGUGAUACAGGAUGCGUGCCCUGCCGACGGGCUCAGCUAGUUAUCAACAUGUCCAGGGGAGAAGGCCAGGCCGACGAAAGUGAAGCAUCAAGAAUGCUUCGAAUCCAGACGAAUAUGCUCGGGCGGGUUGUGAUGCGAGAUAGUGAAGUGGAAUCACAAGAACAGGGCGACGAGGCAGUCUCCAACUAUAUUCUGCGCCAAAGAUGGACUCCAUUCACUAUUCUUCCACCGUCAACCCUUACUUCGCCAAUGCUCCGAGAAGACGGAGAUAGUGUUGAUACGAACGAAUCUGAAUCUGACGACGAUAACGAUGGGAACGACGAUGUUGGUGAGAAUGGAAGCGAAGAAAAUGGUGAAGGGGCAAUUGGGAGGGCCGUUCACGAAGAUUGUGUUCCAACUUCUAUGGAUAUUGAUUCAUCCGAAGAAAACAGCCCGGCAAAGGCUGUUUCCGACGACGCUGCGUCUGAUGACCCUAUCGAAGAAGAGUCCUCAACGCAGGCGUCAAACCAUGAUCUUGACGCUCGGCCACCUCCGUCGAAACGUUUGCGUGCCAGCUCGAGGCUUGGUGCAUUAGAAAGCAACGGGGCUGCCAAUUUUGCCUCUAUAUCGAAGGUCAAUGACGCAAAUGAUCGACAUCUUCUGACGAAGAAAUUUAAAGAAGAAGCAACCAUGGUAAAUAGAAAAUGCAUAUCGAUCUCAUGCUACGGGAUCUUAUUGGCACUAAAAAGGCGGGAUCCACUGCUUCACUUUGCGGAACCAGUUGUAGCAGAGGGUUAUAGUGACAUUAUCAAAAAACCGAUGGAUUUUGGUAAAAUAAAGAAGAAUGUACUUCGAAACAAUUACGCAACACUGGGAGCGUUUAUCUCCGACGUCAGGCUGCUGUGCGACAACGCAAUAGCCUUCAACCCACCUGAUUCAAUUUACUCGAAAACUGCCAAGGAGCUUUUGGACGUUUUAGCGGUAAUGCAAAAGCGGGCAAGUGAAUGGAUCAGCACCCUGAAAGAUGCCCAUGCUUCGACCUUCAACAACAUUUUUAAUCCCCAAACGAUCAAGAACAGCGAAUGCGAAGUAAGCAAAAAAUCUUUCCUCGGUGGAGACCCCUUCCAUCGUCUACGAAAGGAAUGGCCAGAAGCUGUGGAGUUGUACGAGGAUAACGAGUGGCUACAAAAAUCUGUGGAAACAGACUUUAUGCGAACAAAAGAAAACGAGAGUGCAUACUACGGUAGUUUGGCAAUUCGACGUGCUGCCAUGGCAGCUGCUAUGUCCCUCGCACCGUACACAGACUCUGAUGGUAUGUAUAAUACUGUUGGAAGAAGAACUCACAUCGAAGACGAGAAUCUCAGAAAUUUUAUUGCGAAAAAGGUGGCCGAGUCAGUCCAUCCGCCUGAAUUGAAGGAGCUCCCAUCGUGGAGAGAAGAGACAAUAAUGCGAGUCCUUCGAAAGUCACAGGCCCGUCGAAUGGAAGGUAAAAUGGGAUCUACGCAUGGAUGUGCUCGCUGUGACGGUGUUCGUGUGGAUCCAGAGUCCAACAAGGCUAUGAAUGUUGUMAAAACACGCUGGGGCAGAACUCGAAAGAAACCAAACGAAGUUCCCCGAAUCCACAAAUCGCGUCUCGGUUUGAGUACGGGUCUAGGAAGCCAAAAUACACAAGAACGAAUUAGACGACACAAGGCAAGCGAUAUUCGAAAAGGACUUCGCAAAGGAUCAAUAUCAGCUUUGGUUGCAGCUGCCGACAAAGUCAACGAAGUUGCAGUUACUGCUCGUGGAAGUCGUAUUCAUGGAAUGGGCCUUUUUGGUAAGUAUUGUCAGUACAAGUUGAUAUUUUUCAGAAAUCUGAUUCGACCUACCAUGGCAUCUAUUUUCCCCUGCAAUUUGCUCUGCUCUAACGUUAUUCAUUCCGUUCAACCAUGCUUUUUUGAAUCUUKUGUUUCUAUUUUAUGGUAAAAAAGCUGAUCAAGCUCUUCAGAAGGGGGAUGUUGUUGCGGAAUACGUCGGAGAAUACGUCAGUCCUGCGGUUACAGAAAAAAGAGAAAAAGGGUAUCAAAAGGAGCGUAUUCAAGACUACCAAUUCCGAAUCGAUUCCCAGCUCGUUAUCGAUGCCACAAAGCAGGGCGGCCACGGCCGCUACGCAAAUCACAACUGCGAUCCGAAUUGUGCCACAAAAAUCAUUCCAUUCAAGUUGGAGGACGAAGCAGUAAAAACUACCAGCAACGGCAACAUUCUGAAGCGUGUUGUGAUCGUUGCACUGCGAGACAUCGAACCAAUGGAGGAAUUGACCUAUGACUAUCAAUUUCCUCUCGAGGUCGAUCUCGAUGAGCGCAUACCCUGCAACUGUAACUCUGAGCUCUGCCGUGGCUUCAUGAAUUGGGAUCUCCCCGAGAAGGGAGCCAGAAACCAGGACUUCCGAACCCAAAAGAGGGGCGCCAAUAUGCGCGAUCGAAUCCGCCGAUUGGGUCGCCCUCUUAAGGGUGAUAAAUAAUAUGGAAUGAGCGAAGCUCGGUUUGUACCGUAGGAUUUCCCUCAAAAGUCUUUAGACCGUGCGGAACCAUGCAACUAAAAAAGAAAUAAUCGUGAUCAACCAACAAGAUCUGUAUAGCAUUGAAUGGGAUUUUUGGUGAUCUGUUUGUUGCGCGAAAAAUAAAAGAAUAGAAAUUUGAAAAUACG
Pseudo-nitzschia multistriata is the source of this 6458-nucleotide messenger RNA. NCBI's taxonomy places the organism in Eukaryota, Bacillariophyta, Bacillariophyceae, Bacillariales, Bacillariaceae. The record is from the annotation of a GenBank genome assembly.